Molecule: messenger RNA, 837 nt
Organism: Stereum hirsutum FP-91666 SS1
Lineage: Eukaryota; Fungi; Basidiomycota; Agaricomycetes; Russulales; Stereaceae
Exons: 6
Coding region: 14-355 (113 amino acids)
Source: RefSeq, a predicted model, not a curated record
AGCCAUUCUUGCCAUGUGGCUCACCACCGUCGUCAUGUUCUCCGUUUCCACAGUGCAUUAUAUCCUAUCUUGGGUAUUUCUUAAUGCUGCUCUCGAUACCGAUCAACUGACUAUCAAUGUCUACAUCGAAGAUUGCGCAGGGCGCGGUGGCGGGUCUGGCGACGUCCCUAAAUACCUGGAAAAGUUGAUGAACAGACUGUUGGUCGCCUUUCUGUGUCUCCCCAAUAUCAACGUAGUAUAUCCUCAACGACCUAGUCGUGUUCUGGAGAGCGUGGAUAUUGUGGGACAAGAGUCCCAGAAUAGCAGCGGUUUGCGGAUUCUGUACCUUAUGCAAUAUCGUGGCCGCGUUGUUUGAAAGCGUCUCGUCUGCUCAUCCUUCCACGAGAUGGGGCCCUGUGGGCUCCUCCUACUUCGUGUGGUGCACUUCGUUAUUCUCCAACGUGCUGGCCACAGGAUUGAUCGCGUAUGAAGCUUGGAAACACAGAGCAGCAAUCAGAACGAACCUCGAGGGGCGUACUCUGCGGACAAAAAGUGAGGCGGUCUUCACCCUCCUUGUGGAGUCGGGAACCCUCUACUGCGCCAUAUGGGGCGUUUAUAUCUUCAGCCUGGAGUACUACAUAUACCACCAAUCGCGAGGCUUCGAUGCAUCCCAAUCAUUCUCCAUGAGGAUGUUCACGAACUCCAUGCCAGCACUUAUGAUUCAACUGUCGGGAAUAUACCCCACUAUGAUCAUUGUGCUCGUCGCCCUUCAAAAGACAGCCUGCGACUUGACAGCCUCACAAUAUGACACUGCAUCGCAAGCGAUGAAUUUCGCAACGCGAGGAGUAACACUAAUAC